AUGGAAGAUAUCGAAAACAAAUACUCUGAUAACACAGCAUAUCAAUUUUCACGACCUAAUAAUAUCAUAUCCACAAGAAAAGGCAUUACACCACUUCAAGAAUCAUCUGCAAAUAUCAUCAAUAACAACAAUCUCACCAGUAUGUUACGAAACAACAAAUUAUUCACGUCACCAAUCAAAACUGCCAAUGAUCAACUAAACUUCAAGAAAAGAGCUGCAACUUCCCCAACACCUACAUUAAUCCCACAUAAUACAAAACGAAAGUUGAACAAGACAUGCUCUAUAAAAGCUGAUGAAGAAAAUAUAUCUCCAAUCAAACCACGUUAUAGUAAAUCAAAUCUAGAUAAUAAGUCAAAAGUCACUGACAAGAGUCCGCAGGUUGAGCAGAGUCCACAAACUGAGCAGGAGCAAAGUACAAACGACAACAUUGGGUACCCACUAUGGCCACCACAAUCAAUUGCGGAGGCACAAUUGCAUCGGCAAUUGUAUCAAAUGGAACAAAGUGCCAACCAUUACCAGCAACUUUCCAAUUUUUUAGUAUUGGAACGGAAAUUCCAAAUAGAAGCUGGUGAAUUUAGUUAA
This is a messenger RNA of Lodderomyces orthopsilosis Co 90-125, 582 nucleotides long. RefSeq lists its product as uncharacterized. The transcript has a single exon. The record is from RefSeq and is a predicted model, not a curated record. Bases 1 to 582 code for a protein of 193 amino acids. Lineage: Eukaryota; Fungi; Ascomycota; Pichiomycetes; Serinales; Debaryomycetaceae.